Molecule: messenger RNA, 3627 nt
Organism: Theobroma cacao (cacao)
Lineage: Eukaryota; Viridiplantae; Streptophyta; Magnoliopsida; Malvales; Malvaceae
Source: RefSeq, a predicted model, not a curated record
ACAUCUCCCUCUCUUUCUCUCACUCAGUCUCUCUUCUCUGUCAACCGCGUUUUUUUUCUCUGGCACUGAUUGUUUGCUUCUUUUUCCUUCUUUAUUUUGUUGUUUGGAUGGAGUGAAAGAAGAAAGGAAAAUCGGCGAUUGCUUUUCACAAGAGGAUUGUUUUGUUCUUUGUUUUGAGUGGGCGGUAAUUGUUAAUUCUUUACUUUGCUUAGAAUCUACGUUGAGUUUGUUUGCUUUGUUUUUCUUUUUUGGCGUUCGGGAUUAUCGCCGACUUGCUUUUCUUUCUGUAAUCGAGAUCGGCGAGUAUUUCGAGACUCGCGUCACUUUCUUCAACCUGCAUUGUCCCCCAUUUCUAGCUGCUCAAAUGUCUUGGUGAAGCACAAUAAUAUUUGAUUUCAUGCCAUUUGAUAGAAGAAAAGCUAAUGAAUACGUUGAACCUCUGAGGGACAUGGGAUUUGGUUCAGAGUCAAAAAGGAGUUCAAACCUGCAGCAAAACUCAAAGAUAGUGAAGGAGAAAACUCAGUUGCCUCAAGCCAACCUGAGGUUGAAGAGUCAAGGGAAGUUAAAAGGAAAGAAUGGUAUUGCUCAUCCAUAUGGUAAUCUGCCAGGUGAACGAGGACAAAACCAAAUCCACAGCACCUUGGUUGAAACAAAAUCUUUAGGGGAUUGCCACGGGCAGCCUCGCAAGGGUAAGCCAACAAAAGAGGAUGAGCUUGUCAAGUACAUGUCAAACUUGCCGGGCUACCUACAGCGUGUAGACAUCGGAGAAAACUUUCAAGAGAACGCAUUGAAUGUUGGGGUUCUGGAUUGGGCACGUCUAGAAAAAUGGAAGCACCACCAAAAGCGUAUCCCUAAAAUAACUGGCAAUGAUGUAUCAUCCACAAGCACAAUUUCAUUGAUGAAAACAAAUACCAAGUCAUCUGCCCUUUCUAGUGCAGUUCCCAAGGAUACUGCUGCCAACAAAAGCAAGCAACACCAACAAACUUGCUCCAGUCUUAACUCAUCUUAUAAAGAAGGCCUUCCUCGAGGUGCAAAACCAUCUACUCUGAAGGUUAGACACUUCCAAGAUAUUGAAACUGCUUCCAAGAGCACCUUGGAUCAGCAGAAGAAGACAUCCAAGACAUAUAAAUCCUCCGGCACAACUUAUUCAGAUGCAAUUCUUGACAAGGGGAAGAAAAAAGAGUUAAAUCAGAAAAUAACUUUGGAAAUGGGAAAUAUGUCAUCAAACAUGAGAAACCAUGGGGUUUCACCUCUGCCAAAGGAAACUGUCAAUGUUUGUCAUGGUGGAGCCAAAAACAGAGUAGAGCAGAGGCAGGAAAUUGAUGUAAAUAAAAAGGAUUUGGAUCCGAAAAAUACUUCAGACGUGGAGGCUUCUUCAUCCAAAUUCAGAUAUUAUGGUGUUUCACUGGGUUCUAGGAAAAAGCUGGAUGCUGAGGGUGACAAAACUAAGGAGACACAGGGCUCAGAAAUUGAUCUUGCUCAUCAAGUUUCUCCUGGUGAGCACAAGAAUAUUGUUCUUCUUCGACCAAGAUCUGCCCGAAAUAGCUUUUUUGAAGAACCCCGAGAACAAUUUGAUGGGACUUUGAAUGAAGCAAACCGGAAUAGUUUUCCGUGUGACUUCCUUCAGAAGGUUCGCUCUGGGGAAUUAUGUUCUGAAGUUCCUCAUUCUUGUCCAUUGCCUUCUGGAGUUGAGAUGAAUCCUGCAACUGACAUCAUGGCACAGGGUCUGGAGCCUUCAUCUAAUGCAUCUCAUGGGUCUGCAUUCUCAAAUAACUCAGGGAAUUUAAGAUCUGAAGGCAAGCAUUCAGCAGAGAACAAGAUUAAAUCUCUGGAUGCUCAUGUUGAAACUUUAAAGAUACUGGAAGAAGAAAUGGCUGAGCUGGCAACCAGAAAAAGUAGAAGUAGUUCACCAAAUCGCCGUUUUAGUUUCAGCUUAAGUCGUAUGAGUAGAAGUUUCAGUUUUAAGGAAGGUUCUACUGCCCCACAAUUGAGCUCCACUUAUGUUUCUGUCAAGUCUGGUCCAGUGAGAUCUGAUUCUUCUGGUUUUUUGGACAAUACAAUCAGAGAGAAGGUGAAUGGCCAUAACAGAGCUAGGUCCAGCCCCCUAAGAAGGAUGCUAGACCCGCUACUGAAGUCCAGAGGCUUGCAUUCUUUUCGUUUCACUGACACUGUUCAACCGUCAAAAGGAAGCUUGAAUUCCUCUAGUGCAAGGCCAGUUAAUACUAACGAAUCCCUUCAGGAAGAAAAGUUUGAGUCAUCAAUGAUCCAAGCCCUUCUACAGCUUACAAUAAAGAAUGGACUGCCAAUGUUUAGAUUUGUUGUGGACAAUGGCAGUAACAUGCUUGCCACUACCAUGAAAAGUCUAGCUUCAUCUGCAAAGGGGGGAUCUGAUCAGAGUUACAUAUUCUCUUCUGUUAGUGAAAUUAAGAAGAAGAGUGGCAGCUGGAUAAGUCAAGGAAACAAGGAAAAAAAUUGUGGCUACAUCUAUAAUAUUAUCGGACAAAUGAGGAUUUCCAAUUCUCUUAUUUCAGACUUGACAGCAGAGGACUCUUGUAAUCAGUAUCCGGUGGUAAGAGAGUCUGUUCUGUUUAGUGUGGAGCAAAGACCAGCAGAUCAAGCAUCAGCAAAAUUUACACCAAAUGCAGAGCUUGCUGCUGUCGUCAUCAAAAUGCCUGGUGAAAGCACUGAUGUACAGCACAGUGAUAAAGACAUAACAAAGAAGGGCUUUACAGAUUGUUUGGCUACAGAUGGGUGCUCUUGCAACCCUGCAGAAAAUGCAAGCUUUAAUAGUACUACUGUCAUACUUCCUGGUGGUGUCCACAGCUUGCCAAACAAAGGAAUACCUUCCCCAUUGAUUGACCGAUGGAAAUCUGGUGGAUUAUGUGACUGUGGAGGUUGGGAUGUUGGUUGCAAAUUACGUAUUCUCUCCAACCAGAAGAGAAGAUGUUGUAAGACUUCAAGGACAUGUCAAGCAUGCCUGAAUCCCAACCGUCUUGAUCUCUAUGCCCAGGGAGAAGCACAACAGAACAGGCCUAUCUUGAACUUGGUUCCACAUAAGAAUGGAAUCUACGCGAUUGAGUUCAGUUCAUCAAUCACUGCAUUGCAAGCGUUCUUUAUUUCUGUAACAGCUAUAAGCUGUCAGAAAUCCUCUGAUCUGCCAGAAUUCGGCAACCUGCCUGAAGGAAAAGUUAUAAAGGAGACCAUACUGAAUGGCAGCCAUGGAAUGGAGAACAAACCAAUCAAUGUACUCAGGAACAUGCCUGCGAAAUAUGCUCCAAACCCACCUCAUUCCCCUGUCGGGAGAGCCUAGAUUCGAACACGAGACCUGGUUUGCUUUUCAGGUAUAAGCUCUCUCGAGCCUUUAAAGGUGCUAAAAUGUGAAGCCAGGUUAAGUCUUUGAUUAGUGAGACAUACAGGGAAUCGGGGUGUAGGCCGGCCUGUUAGACAUUACCAGUAGAUCACUUGUAUAAAAGAAAUAAUGGCAUUCAAUAUACCACUCACUGUUUUAAUCGAGUGAGUUUUUUUCUCUAAAGUGUCAGAGAACAGCAAAGCCCUACAUAUUAUUAGCAGAAAUGUUCUAGUAAUAUGCGGCGUGGUAAUAAAGUCAUUCUGGGUUCUCUUCUUUCA